Lycium ferocissimum is the source of this 1399-nucleotide messenger RNA. RefSeq names its product ethylene-responsive transcription factor 5-like. Bases 248 to 1123 code for a protein of 291 amino acids. The record is from RefSeq and is a predicted model, not a curated record. Gene Ontology annotation, molecular function: DNA-binding transcription factor activity; DNA binding. Gene Ontology annotation, biological process: regulation of DNA-templated transcription; ethylene-activated signaling pathway. The transcript has a single exon. NCBI's taxonomy places the organism in Eukaryota, Viridiplantae, Streptophyta, Magnoliopsida, Solanales, Solanaceae.
GCACUAAGGUUAUGGAUUAGGCCACAUGAUGCUUCCUCUCUCCAACUCAGAAGCCUCGCAUGAAACCUCCUCUGACCUCUCAAUCCUCAAAUUUCCACUCUUUAUAACGAACCCUCAACACACUUUUUUCCACUCAACUCAAUAUCUCCUCCUCCAACUUUGAAUAUUUUCAAGAAUUUGAACAUAGAAAAUUAGAUUCCUCUCCAAUUGCCUUUAAAUUCUCUUGUUUCAUUAAAAGAUCAAAGAGAUGGGCUCACCACAAGAGAAUUGCUCACUUGAUUUGAUUAGGGAGCAUCUUCUUGAUGAUGUUCCUUUCAUGGAUUAUUACUGCUCCCAAAUAACCCAAACCUCCUCCUCUUCUCAAUCUUUAGACUCUAGUGUUAAUAAUAAUUCAUCUGAAUCUCUGGAUCGAACUUUCUCUUUUGAAACAACUUUCAACUUAGCUGAAAGUUCGAAUGUUGAUAUCUCAAGCUUCUUUAGUAGCUCAAAAACAGAGUUCGAUUGCUUUUUCGAGUUGGAGACUAAACCAAAUGUGUCAGCUGCUCGUAUCACUUCGAAUUCUCCGAAACAAACAAGCUUCAAAGAACGCAAGCCUUCUCUUAACAUAGCGAUACCCGCGAAGCCAAUUGUUCAGAAAGUGGAAGUUGCUAUGGAGAGCGAGAAGAAGCAUUACAGAGGAGUUAGGCAACGUCCAUGGGGGAAGUUUGCGGCGGAGAUUCGUGACCCUAACCGUAAGGGAACCCGGGUUUGGUUAGGAACCUUCGACACCGCCAUUGAUGCUGCCAAGGCAUAUGAUAGGGCGGCGUUUAAGCUUAGAGGAAGCAAAGCAAUACUGAAUUUCCCUCUUGAAGUUGCAAACUUUAAGCAACAACAUGAUGUUGAGAUUCAGCCACAGCCAGUGAACUCGGGGAGGAAAAGGGUGAGAGAAACAGAGAAUGAGGAGCAAGAAGUUAUCAAGAAGGAAGUGAAAAUAGAAGAAGAAAGAGCAGUAACUGCAGCUCCAUUAACGCCAUCAAGUUGGUCAGCAGUUUGGGACUGUGGAAAUGGAAAGGGCAUUUUUGAAGUGCCGCCACUAUCACCAUUGUCUCCACAUAUGAGCUAUUCUCAGCUGGUAAUGAUAUAAUCAGAGGACAACUACUACAUAAUAGGGAUGUUAGUAUUUGAUAAGUAUGCACCUGACAGCAAAGGAAGUCUGAGGUGAAUUUUCAGAAUUAGGAUUAGGAUUAGGAUUCAAGAGAAGAUGGAGAAGAGGGCACGUGUUCUUUGGGUCUUGAAUCUUUUAUAAUUUUAUUUAUUAAGCGUUAUUUAAUGUAAAUACGCAAUCAGUCCAGAAGUUUGUUCAAUUGAUCUUAUUCAUCUUUAUAAUUUGGAAAUAUGAAAGCAUAGACAUUUAUAUGAA